Molecule: messenger RNA, 2357 nt
Organism: Carassius auratus (goldfish)
Lineage: Eukaryota; Metazoa; Chordata; Actinopteri; Cypriniformes; Cyprinidae
Product: serine/threonine-protein kinase 17B-like
Exons: 7
Coding region: 673-1737 (354 amino acids)
Biological process (GO): protein phosphorylation; intracellular signal transduction; positive regulation of apoptotic process
Cellular component (GO): nucleus
Molecular function (GO): protein serine/threonine kinase activity; ATP binding
Source: RefSeq, a predicted model, not a curated record
AUGACGACGGUGGUGACGUAGCGCUGGCAUCAGAGCAGAAUUUGAAACGGUGGAGCCGGUGGACAAGAGACGAAUCUACGAAUCGAAACAUGUUUACCUCGGCAUGGACUAGUUAGCAAGACAAGUAUUUACUCUGCGUUCAGCUUUUUUCAGAGUUUAUAAGACAGUUUGUCCGCUGUUGUCCCCGUGAGAAGAGGAAGAGAGGGUCCGUUCUAAACUUUAGUAACUUAGAGUGAUUUUGUCUUGCGUUAAACACAGUGCUGUCUGUCGGUCGGUGUGUAUUUUUAACAAAAUGAGGCGUAUCUCUUUGUACGUUCGUCUAAUUAAAGGACAGAGUUUAAUUUGAGAGUUUUAAUGGUAUUUUUUUAAGCGCUAACUUAAAUGAGCUAAUCUGCGCUAGCUGGAAGCUCUUAGCAUCGGUUAUCGUGUCCAAACUCAACUAAACUCACUCCACUAAAGCGACUUCAUUUAUUGUCAGCUCUUUCUGAGAAACCUCGAACUAAACUCUUUUACUAAAGCAUUUUCGCAGUUGACUGCGAGAACAACCGUGAAGAGGCCGGAGACAGUGGGUGUUUUUUUUUUUUUUCCCUGGUAGCGAGUCUUAACAUGAGCAGAGUGCUGGUUAAGUUCGAGUAAGCGGUCUGCAGAUUGACUGGACACUCGCUGGAGGUGAUGGCUCGGAGGAGACUGGACAGUCGCAGUGGAUCCUCGGCUCUGCUGUCAGAGAUCCACACUCACAUCCACACGGAUCCUCUGGACACCGUGUUUGACAUGAGCCACGUACUGGGCAGGGGGAAGUUUGCAGUGGUGAAGAGGUGUGAGGAAAAGGCCACGGGGAAAGUCUUCGCUGCAAAGUUCAUCAAGAAGCGGCGACGAGGUCGCGACUGCAGAGCGGAGGUGAUUCACGAGAUCGCUGUUUUAGAGGCGGCAAAGAACAACCCUCGUGUGGUGAACCUGCACUCGGUGUAUGAGACCGAUCAUGACCUGGUUCUAAUGCUGGAAUAUGCGGCGGGUGGCGAGAUAUUUGACCACUGUGUGUCAGAGGAGCUGCUGCCCGAAGAUCAGAUCAUCCGUCUGAUCCGACAGAUGCUUGAGGGAGUUCACCUGCUGCACCAUAGCAGCGUGGUCCACCUGGACUUAAAGCCCCAGAAUAUUCUCCUGACGAGUCUGAGCCCAUUGGGGGAUAUAAAGAUAGUGGAUUUUGGCUUGGCCCGCAGGCUGGGCUCUUCUGGGGAGCUCAGAGAGAUUCUGGGAACCCCUGAGUAUGUAGCCCCUGAGAUCUUGAACUAUGAACCGAUCACCACAGCAACAGACCUCUGGAGUGUGGGCGUGAUCGCCUAUAUGCUGGUGACAGGAGAGUCUCCAUUCGCUGGCGAGGAUAAACAGGAGACCUUCCUCAAUGUAUCCCAGGUGAACGUGGACUACAGCAGAGAGGCUUUCUCAAGAGUUUCUGAACUGGCUGUCGACUUCAUCCGGAAUCUGCUGGUCAAAGCACCAGAGGAUCGUCCCAGUGCAGCCGAUUGUAUGACCCAUCCCUGGCUGUGGCUCCAUUAUCCAGGUUCUGAUCCGAUCCCCGUGACCCCACGCACUCCCCGGGAAAGGAGUUACGGUGGGAAGUGGUCCGCGCCACCCGAGGAUCCCGAAGACAAAGAGAACAUUCUGGACUCGCCGCACACCAAGAGGUUUCGUUUUGAGGAGGACAUGUCAGCCACCGGCGACGGUGACCACUUGUGCUGAUCCAAAAGGGAAACACACUUACACUCAAUAGCAUUUUGUUCCUUGUUGUUGGCCCCCACACAGCACCAGCAAACACGCUUCUGUCCUAAUGCUGUUUUCAACAUCCUCUGGCCAACCAAAAGGGCCAAAUCUAGUGUAACGUUAAAGAGUGAGAAUCUAAAUAUCUAUGUUGCUGUCCUGUCUCAAGAUGCCUUUUCCUGCCAUCUUCGGGUUUUAAAUGAUUCAUUUAAAUAUUUUAAUUGCCAUUCAGUAUCGAUUGAAUUUUCUGCUGAUCUCAGCCCAUGUUAAUCUCAACACUAUUUCCAUUACUGCACUUAAGGGAUUUUCAACAAUAAGGGAUUUGAAAAAGACCGUUUUCUGCUUUGCGUCUCAACAUCAGAAAGAGUUUGUAUGAUUAGACUCUGUUAAUUGCGAUGGUCUCUGUUAAAAAGGUUCAGUGCAGGAAUGCUCUCGGUGUAUUGGUGCGUGUUUUGUCUUGCAUCCUCAACUUCUCGUGGCAUUGACACAUUCGUGGGCUCCAUAAAAAUGUGACUCAACUCAAACACGCACAACACACCCUCUGGAUUACACAAAUAUGUGUUUGUAUUGGUCACAGAACUUCCUCCCUGAUAAUGACUAAA